Messenger RNA from Ornithorhynchus anatinus (platypus), 2511 nucleotides. It is a transcript of the gene GINS3, whose product is annotated as GINS complex subunit 3. The record is from RefSeq and is a predicted model, not a curated record. The coding region runs from base 64 to 714 and encodes 216 amino acids. Gene Ontology annotation, biological process: mitotic DNA replication initiation. The transcript has 3 exons. Gene Ontology annotation, cellular component: GINS complex. Lineage: Eukaryota; Metazoa; Chordata; Mammalia; Monotremata; Ornithorhynchidae.
GCUCCUGCCUGUCCCCCGCCGAAGCGCGGGAAAGCGGUGCCGGCGAACGGCCUCGCCGCCGCCAUGUCCGAGGCUUAUCUCCCCGUGGGGUCGGGGGCCCUGGGGCCGCAGGAAAACCUCCUGUCCUUAGAGGACAUCCUCAUGUCCCAGGAGAAGCUGCCGACCCGCACCGAGGCCCCCCUGCCCCGCCUGGGGGCUUUCUUUCAGGAGCGCAAUGGAAGCGCUGAGGGCGACGGCGGCAUCCCCGAGGGCUCCAAACUGGAAAUACCCCUGUGGCUGGCAAAAGGACUCUAUGACAACAAAAGGAGGAUCCUUUCGGUGGAGCUGCCCAAGACGUACAAGGAAGGCUGGAGGACCAUUUUUAGUGCCGAUGCCAAUGUUGUCGAUCUGCAUAAAAUGGGACCCCACUACUAUGGAUUUGGCUCCCAGCUCCUGCAGUUUGACAGUUCGGAAAAUACAAAGAUAUCUCAGACCCUACUGCAGACAUUUAUUGGACGUUUCCGGCGCAUCAUGGAUUCCUCCCAGAACGCUUACAAUGAAGACACUUCGGCCCUGGUAGCUCGACUAGAUGAGUUGGAGCGGGGCUUGUUUCAAAUAGGCCAGAAGGGAUUGAAUGACUUUCAGUGCUGGGAGAAGGGACAGGCCUCUCAGAUCACGGCUUCCAGCCUGGUCCAGAAUUAUAAGAAGAGAAAAUUAAGCGCCAUGGAAAGCUGAAAGCAUGAAGGACAUGAAAUUACUAUAGGGAUUCUUUUUGAUCGACAUUUUCAUCCACCAUAACAAAAACUGAGACGUUCCCCAUUGUACAGUUGUUCCUGUGAAUCAAUUUCUCAAAUGGCGAUAUACGAUUAGGGAAAAUGUGUUUUAGGAGAGGAGUAUUUAGCCAUCUUGGUAAGCAUCGCUGGCCUGAUUUUCAGCAUAAGUAUAUUUGUCUCAAGAACCUGGAUAGUCAUUUGGACUUCACGGCUGAGUGAAACAAUAGGCUUUCCUAAAGAGCGCCGUUAAUAUUUAAAACUGCUUACCAUUUCCGUGGCUUUGGAACUGCAGGAGGUUUUUUUUUUCCCCCUAGAAUUUCUAGAUACAAAUUAUAAUGUCCGGUCUUUGGGUGCAGGGAGUUCUGAGCUUGCUUCGCAUUGUUAUCUCCAGUUGAUUUUCUUUUUCUCCUUCUUACGUAAAAGCAAGCUGGAUCCCAGUGUAACUAUAUCUUCAUUCCUUGUAAACAUCCCCUAUUGCCUCCUUGAUAAAUGCUCCUGAUUGCUAACUCCCAUGAUCGACAGUGAAGCAAGAAAGACAAAAAGUUUCUUUUUGAGGUAAGUCCUUCCACGUUGAACAAAUGGACAGGUUACGAACUGGAAUUCUUCUAAUUCCAUCCAGUGGAAGGGAACUUUCGAAACUGGACUCAAAGUCUGAAAAAGCUUUGGGGGUCAAGUUCCCUUAAAGAUUUUCCAUCCCACUGUAGAAAACUCUCACGGAGUUAGUGGCAUUGCAAAGUAAUGAUUUAAAAGAGGGUUUAACAGCCGUUACUGCAACAGGAAUAUCGAAGCUGUACAUAGUGAAAUCUGGUUAAGACACCUCACACUGUAAAUUAAAAUAGGGGAAGAGCCCAUAUUUCUCUGCAAAUGUUGCCAAUGAAAAUACAAUUGCAUAUAACUGCUUUGGGGCAGUCUGUGUGUAGUAAGGACGGAAGCACUUUCUCUGGAGGCUGUUGAGGAGGAAGCCAAAGGAUCGAGUGAGAAAUCCUAACCAGGGAACAGACUGGAGUGUUGUCAAGGACACUCAUUUCCACCCACCCAAAUGAGAAAAACAGUCUCCGGGAGUUGAAGAUUAUAGAGUGAUUCGAGUGUACAGAUAAUAAACUGUUUUCUGUGCGAAAUUACACUGUCACGGGGCUGCUUUUAAGACACCUAUUUUAAGACAAAGUUGAUAUAUUCUGCCUUCGUUUCAGUGCCAGAUAAAUGGUCAACAUGGAAUGGGAAUGAAUCCUGCACAAAGAUUAUUUCUGUAAUUUCAGCACUGCUGAUGAUCUGGCUUAGCUGUCAGAGUGUUUUGCCUCUCCUCAUAUUAGCCAAAUAAAUUUAAAUUUUUGCAGCUAUUGGUCUUCUUGCCCAAUACUUAGCAUUAUGCAGGUUCCUUUUUUUAAAAAAAAAAAUCCCUCCAGUAUUACAGAGCCCCUGGAAAUGGAAUUUUCUUAGCUUCCAAGGAUCUUAUAGCUAUUUCAGUAGGAUGCAUUAUUCUGAGAGUGAACAAGCAGUGUUGUUUCUGCAUUACUCCUUCUGCCAAUACAGUAAUAGUAACCCAGCCUUGGCUGCAAGAAUUACUUUUCCUUUUAAGAAAAUUAUAUUUUCAGUCCAAUACUUGAACUAUGUGGGGGAUGUUAUUUUUCUACUUUAAAUAAAACCUAGUUUGUAAUCUUGUCUGUAACCUUUACAGUCUUGAUUUAUAGUUUGCUUUUUUGUUUUUUUGCAAGCUUGAAAAAAACUUGUCUAUAUUAAAUUUUUCCAUAUUUAGUUCCAG